Molecule: messenger RNA, 2705 nt
Organism: Quercus lobata
Lineage: Eukaryota; Viridiplantae; Streptophyta; Magnoliopsida; Fagales; Fagaceae
Product: ethylene-responsive transcription factor ERF053-like
Exons: 1
Coding region: 560-1951 (463 amino acids)
Biological process (GO): regulation of DNA-templated transcription
Cellular component (GO): nucleus
Molecular function (GO): DNA-binding transcription factor activity; DNA binding
Source: RefSeq, a predicted model, not a curated record
CCCCUGCCUCUCUCUAUCUCAGAGUCUCACAAAAAAGAAAAAAAAAAAACUUUUAGCUGCCCUGCUCUCACCUCCUCAUUCUGCUGCAAAAUCUCUCUCAUAUUCGCACAACACCAACCUCAUCAAAUAUCAUCAACACCCCAAUUGGUAUUUCGUAUUUCUUCGUCAAGGGCUCGCUCUCUCUUCCACUCCUCUGCUCCAUAUUCAGAGAUUUUGGGAUGGGUUACUUGCACUUAAAUGCUUUUGGUAUCCGAUUCUGCUUUUUCUAGUUCAAUCCGAUUAGCUUUUGAAAUCAAACCCAGAUUCCAAAAUUCCUUCUUUUUUUUAUCCUCUCUCACAAGAAAUAUAUAUUCUUUGACCAGAUUUGGAUCCGCGCAUUGAAUUUUCCUUGCUUUUUUUUUGGAUUUGGGAUAUCUAUUCAUUUGAUUCGAAUAUAAAAAAAUGCUCUUCUGAUACCUAUUUGCUUUAGUGACCCAUCUCAAAUUCUCUUCAAUCGGUUUGUAAUAGAAUUAUCACCGGGUUUUAUUUAUUGGGAGCUUGAGAGAGCGAGUAGUAUCCGAUGGCUGCAGCUAAGAAUAGUGGGAAAUCCAAGAAGGGUGUUGAUGAAUCACAUAAUAUGAUACAAAAUUGGGAUAUUGACAAAGGCAAGGAUCAUGAUUUUGGCACCGAGAGGCGGCAAUGGAAGCCGUUUUUUGAUGAAGCUUCCGUGUCCAAUAGGCCUCUCAAGAAGAUCCGAAGCCCUGAACGUCAAGACCCAAUUCAGUCCUCUGCUCCUUUUGCUCACCAAACACCUCCUUUCUCAAUUCCUAGCCCUCUAACUCCUUCUACACCUUCUUCAAGAAUUGUGUUUCCUUUUGCUUUUGAUGGUUCUCAACAAUCUUUUCCAUUUACUCAACAAUAUGGAACCACAACUUUGCCUAUGUACCGUCCACCGCUGCAGGUACCACAAAUUAAUCAGCAGCAGAUGAUUUCUUUUGGUGCAAACCAACAACUACAACAGCAACAACAUAGCAAUGCUUAUCCACCACCAUUAUUGGGCGGAGACAUGGCCUUAAUACAACAACAGCAACAGCAGCAGGUUCUUCAGUAUUGGAGUGAUGCACUGAAUUUAAGUCCAAGGGGAAGGAUGAUGAUGAUGAAUAGGCUGGGACCUGAUGGUCGGCCAUUGUUUAGGCCUCCGGUUCAGCCUAUAAAUACUACAAAGCUUUACAGGGGAGUGAGGCAACGACAUUGGGGCAAAUGGGUGGCUGAAAUCCGUCUCCCUCGCAAUAGGACUCGCCUUUGGCUAGGCACCUUUGACACAGCUGAAGACGCUGCCAUGGCAUAUGAUCGCGAGGCCUUCAAGUUGAGAGGGGAGAAUGCUAGGCUCAAUUUCCCUGAGCUUUUUCUCAAUAAGGAUAAAGCAGUUUCCACAGCUCCUAGUUCAACUACCUCUUCUCCCCCAACUCCACAUGAAAGUUCAAGGCCAAGUCGGUACUCAAAGAAACCUGAACAAGCUCCAGAAGUGUUUAAUUUGCAGGAUUUAAAUAUGGAAACUAUGCCACCACCACCAACGCUGCUGCCACUGCCACAGACUCAAGAAGAUAAUCCUGAUAGUGAUUCGGGAUUGGGGUCGAGUGAGGCUAUGACGAGCGACGAAGUUCAGGCUAUUGCAGGGGAUGGUGAUGCAGGGGAAGGUGUUUCACAGUCACAGGAACUGGUUUGGGGAGAAAUGCAAGAUGCCUGGUACAAUGCAAUUGCAUCAGGUUGGGGGCCUGGUAGUCCUGUAUGGGAUGAUUUGGAUACCACCAAUAAUCUUCUGCUGCAGUCACAACUUCCCUUUGGCAAUCCAACUCAGCAGGAAUUCAAUGACUCUAAUCUUCAAAGGCAGCAAGAGAACUUAGGCUCAGCCUGCUCCUCCUCCUUACCAUCUUGUCCUAUGAAACCCUUCUUCUGGAAGGAUCAAGAUUGAAAGGUCAUUCGUUGGAUUUGACUUUGCAAUUGGUCCUUCCAAUCCCCCCUCCCCCUCUUCUCUUUCCAAAACAACCAAAACGUUUUUCACUCUAGGUUCAAGAAGAAGUUUCCAAUAACCCCUCAAAAUCAUUUUUACACUUUCCAAUUUGCGUAUUAGGAGAGUUUACAUUUCCUUGUCACUGGUUGCACAUUUUUCACAAACAACCUGUGAUUCCAUUUGGAGCUUUCAUGAGUUUAUUAGGAUCUUUGAAGCUUCAUACUUCAAACUCUCUUUUGCUUUGACUUCUUCUGAACUUAUAAACACUUCCCAGCCCCAAUUAUUCCUUAGAUUCUCCUCCAUUCCAUCUGCUACAAAAGGCUGCAUAUUACAAGACCUUUCAGCGGUGGAAGUCUUAUUCCUUGUGGACCAUGCCUUUUGCUCCUAGUUAUAGUAGUAUCAUGUAUGUCUUUAGACUAUAGGUAGUGUCAUUAUGUGUCUACAAGAACCUCUUAGCUUUUGAUGCUGUUAUGGACAUGCAGUAGUUGGAGUUGAUCAUUUGCAGGACCAGCACAGGAGGAGACGGUUUUGUGAUCUCCUUCAAUGGUCCGUCCGUCCGUUAAGAGCCUUGUUUUUCAGCUCUCAUGAUGGAAGCAAUUUGUGAUUUUGUACAUUGUGCAGUUUUCUUUAUGGUACCAUUGUAAUGUUAUCCCUUUUUUUUCAGUUGUAGUUGUAAUGAUAGAUCAAGCAAUGGGCAGCAUUCUUAUUUUUAUUA